Volvox carteri f. nagariensis is the source of this 2628-nucleotide messenger RNA. RefSeq lists its product as uncharacterized. The record is from RefSeq and is a predicted model, not a curated record. The transcript is spliced from 16 exons. Gene Ontology annotation, molecular function: ATP binding; protein kinase activity. Gene Ontology annotation, biological process: protein phosphorylation. Lineage: Eukaryota; Viridiplantae; Chlorophyta; Chlorophyceae; Chlamydomonadales; Volvocaceae. Bases 1 to 2628 code for a protein of 875 amino acids.
AUGGAACAGAAACGCACCUGGAUUAAGGCGGCUGUGUUGACCGCUGCGGCACUGUGCACCCAAGCAGCAGAGGUGACUCUGGCAAGCGCGAUGGGGCUGCGACGCCAGUACACGAUAGGCCUGCUGCCUCAAAUUCUGGUCGAAAGGUUACUACAAAUAAGCACACGCUUUCUGCUGUUGACAAGCAUCUCUGUGGUCAGCGAAGAUGAGCAAGUCUUCAUGGUCCUCACAGCAUCGGGUGUUGGAUCGGAUUUCCUCCCGAAACACUAUCUUCUAAAUGUGGAUAGUUCCCAUUGCUCUGUCCAGCGCGUCCUUUCUGAGGGCACAGCUUGCUUCUGGGCGGCGGGCGAGCACAACGCAAAUGAGCUCCCAGAGGACUGGAAGUGUCUGUUCAAAAUGCAAAAGCUUAAAUCAUUCCUGGCAGUUCCAAUUAAGGUUGGGGGCCAGCUCGUUGGCGUUCUGAACGUCGCCCUCGUCAUAGAAGUGGAUGAACAGAAACACUGGUGGGGCCUUCAGCUGCGGCUACUGGCUGCCGUGCUGGCGCAGCAUUUUCAUGACGCACACCUGCGAUCCAAAAUCAGCUGGUUACAGAGCAUUGCAAAGCAGGAGACGGUUGAGCAGCUGAGCAUAGCAAUUCUCAAGGGCCUGACGGGCAUCUUCGAUGCGCUGCAAGACCUAUCCUUCUACAUUGCAUUGGUUCUGCCGGGUAGACCGUGCGCAAUUAUGUUUGCGCUGAGCCACGAGUUGGUGAUGGAGACGGCAAUGGGGGAGCGCAGAUCGCCUGACUACAGGGAGCGCGUGGCGAUGCAUGGCUUCAUGUCGAGCGAGACGCUGCUGGAAAACGCUCUUGCGACGGGCCAGGUGAUGAAAGUGGCCAACAUGCGCCGCUACCUGCGGCUGUACAAGACUGGCGCUGACGUGGCAAUUCUGUACAAGCUGGAAGGGCGCUCGCCCGCCAGCGCCAUGGUCCUGCCACUGGUGGCACCCGAUGCGGCGCGGAUUGGGGGCCUAUAUGCGAUCUCUAGGACCGCUACGGAUUUCGGCAUGGUGCGUCGCGAGCUGAUGGACCUUGUGAAGCUCAUGGUGCCCACGUUACAGCAAAAGCUGUAUGCGGAGCUCAGCAAGAAGCUCAUAGAAGUCAGCGAGGUCUGGUGGACGUUAUGUGGAAGUCCGAAUGGUGCUGUAUACAAGCAGGGCUGUAGCUGCAAGUUCGAGUGUCUCUCCGCCACGGGCACUAUGGCCAAGGACGAGCUGGCUACCAGCGACAGCGCCACCCUGGAGUCCACCAAGGACCUGGUGCUGGGCACAAGGCCCGAGAAGGACGCGCUGAUUGCGGAGCUGCAAGAGCAGAUUAGGAGGCAGCUGGCAAAGGUUUACAAGGGGCACCCGGAUCCAGGGCCGAACAACCUGCUAGAGGACCUGGAGGUUUAUGACGAGUUGGGGCGGGGAGGUUACGGCACCGUGUAUCGGGCGAUUUAUAAGGGUCAGCUGGCGGCGGUAAAGGUGGUGUGCGACCGCGAUGUAGAUAACGGCUCCCUCAACGGGGCGCUGGAGUUGGCGUUGCUCACCUCCAUCAGCCACCCCAACAUCAUUCAGAUCCACACCUACUACGCCGAUGUGCCGCUUAACUGCAUCAAGUUCGUUCGUGGGCACAACAACCCGACCAGCCAGCGAGAGGCAAAGGAGGCCGCUGCUGGCGGUGGCGGCGGGCUCGGGGGCCGCGCUGCAGGAGGCGGCGGAGCCGUGGGUGGAGGGCUUGGCGGCGGCAGCGGCAAGGAGGCUGGCAGCGGCAAGCUCAACCGGCCAGGAGAGCAGAAUUGCCAGGUGGUUUUGGUGAUGGACUAUUGCGACAUGGGCUCCCUGGCGGAUGUGCUCAACACCAGCUUGCUACGCCACCACGCCGGCAAGGUGGCCAUGCCGGCUAUCCUGCACUGCCUGCUGGAGGUGGCGUCGGCGCUGCACUACCUGCACUCCAUUGGCAUCGUGCACUAUGACCUCAAGCCCGAGAACGUGCUGCUCAAGUCGUCCACCAUUGACAGUCGGGGAUUCAACUGCAAAAAGUGCUGUUCUGGCCUUCUCCCCUCUGAUCUGGUCUGCUUCCGUCUUGAGUAUUUAGAGGGAGACCAUGAAUCGUGCUUUACGCAGGUUGCGGACUUUGGGCUGUCCAAUAUCGUGUCGGACAACAGCUACUUUAACAAGCACGCGGAGGGUACCAUCACCCACCUUGCACCCGAGGCCAUGCAGCCCAACGGGAAACUCACUAAGGCAGUGGACGUGUAUGCGUUUGGGAUCAUGAUGUGGGAGCUGUAUACCGGACUUCGGCCGUACACGGGUUAUCGUACCAUUGACGUUGCGGUCAAGGUGUCUAAAGAGGGGCUGCGGCCCGAGUUCCCCUCCUCCACGCACCCCUCGUUCAAGGAGCUGGCCCAGCGCUGCUGGCAGGGCGACCGGCGGUUGCGUCCCACGUUCCGACAGGUGAUGGAUCGCAUUCAUGAGAUGCUCAAGGAUCACGAGCUCAUGGGCCGCGAGUCGUUAUUGACGUUGUCAUCGUCUGCGGCUAGGCUGCCCGUGUACCCAGAGUACCUGCAGGAUGCGGCCGACAACGAGUUCCCGCUCCAUAUCCUCUAG